This is a messenger RNA of Zingiber officinale, 1671 nucleotides long. Its product is annotated as E3 ubiquitin-protein ligase ATL42-like. Lineage: Eukaryota; Viridiplantae; Streptophyta; Magnoliopsida; Zingiberales; Zingiberaceae. The record is from RefSeq and is a predicted model, not a curated record. The transcript has a single exon. Bases 94 to 1431 code for a protein of 445 amino acids.
CUGUUCUUCCCCUGUCUCGCCAGCAACACAGCCAUGUUCUCCGGCGAACUUUUGCGUUAAACCAGGCUUUGGUUAUCGGAACUUCCAAAGGCUAUGCCUUUCUCUUCCCUAUCCUACCCCUACCACUCCUCCUCCUCCUCCUCCUCCUCCUCGGCUAGUUACUUCCUCUUUGUCAUCUUCUAUUUGCUGGCCGCCAGAACCGGCGCCCAGCAGUCCGAUGCCGACGCCUUGUCUCCGCCCAAUUCCAGCACAUCUUUCCGCCCCAGCGUCGCUAUCGUGAUCGGCAUCUUCUCCAUUAUGUUCGCCAUCACCUUUCUCCUCCUUAUCUACGCCAAGUUCUGCCACACCUACUCCUCCGCCGUCACUGCCGCCGCAUCUUCCUCCGAUCUCUUAGCCACGGAAGAGUCUGGAAACGGGCGCUUCCUCGUACCCGGACUCCAUUGCUCCUCCGGCAUCGACAACACCGUCAUCGAGUCGCUCCCCUUCUUCCGCUUCUCCGCGCUGCGCGGAGUCCGCGCCGGCCUCGAGUGCGCCGUCUGUCUCUCCAAGUUCACCGACGCCGAGAAGCUCCGCCUGCUUCCCAAGUGCCGGCACGCCUUCCACCUCGACUGCGUUGAUCGGUGGCUGGAAUCCCACUCCAGCUGCCCUCUUUGCCGCGUCAAGGUCAAAGCAGAGGACGCCGCGCUGUUCCAGUGCUCCGCCAGCGCCCGCCUCCUCUUCGCCUCCGACUCCAGCGACGCUCUCGAUCUCUUCGUCGAGCGCGAGAUCGACGGCGAUGGCGACUCCCGCGUCGCCUCCGCCAGGUUCAGCUUCCGCAAGACCUCCGACAGAUACGCCGCCAAAUUAGGGCAAAAUGACCCCGAGAUGCCAAUGCUGGAAACCGGAGACGGCGGAGAUCAAUCCCUCCACAAAUUCAAGCACAAGAUCAUCGUCUCAGACGUGGUAUUCAAGAGCCGGUGGAGCGACGUCAACUCCUCCGAUCUGAUGACGUUGAGCUCGGAGAUGCUCUCGAACGAUUGGAAUCUGGAGCCAAUCGGAUCUGCUGCAUCCGCCGCCGAGGGAAGAGCUUCGAUCGACGAGAAGCUGAUUAAGAUCAAGCAAGAGAUGGAGAAAAAGAGACUUCUCGAGAUCAAAGCGAUCCAAAUCCACAAAGCCCAUUCCUCCUCUCUCGCAAACAUUCCGUCGAACACCUCCAGAGCAGCUGCAGCGCUCAUUUCGUCGCCCAGCCGAUCGAUGUCGGAGAUCACGAACCUGUCCAGGUUUAGGCAGCAGGCCAAAGCGGACUACGGCGGUGGCGCGACCGUCGAGGACGAGAAGGUGAGGCGGGUGUGGCUGCCGAUCGCGAAGCGAACGGUGCAGUGGUUUGCCGGAAGAGAUCGAAGGCGAUCGUCGGAGACAGAGAGCAGCCACGGCGGCAUUACAGGUGUUUGACGCAAUUACUCAGAGAAAAAACAUCAUUAAACCUAAUCAUGUAGGAUUAGAGAGUAUAUUUGGAGAGGGUUUGUUUUUUCAAAUAUAUUUAAAUUCCAAAUUUUCACCGGAGGUGGAGAUUGAAAUAUUAGAAAUCAUGGGUAAAAAAUUUUGCCCGAUUUCUUUUUUUUUUCGUGUUUUGGGGUGAGAUUCAUAAAUAUUUAUUUGUGAUAUGUUUAAUUAUGAAGUUUGAAAUAUUUA